UUUUGGUUUCUAGGCGGAUUUGAGGAGUGAACGUGAGAACUCUAUGGCUCAGAAGGAGAUUGUGGAUCUUCAGAAACAGGUCACAGUUCUUCUCAAGGAGUGUCGUGAUAUACAACUUCGGUGCGGGUCUACUGGGCAUGAUGAUGCUGAUGAUUGCACAGCAAUUAUUGCUGUUGAGAUGGAUGUGCUGUCUGAUGCUGAAAAAGUAAUUUCAGGACGCCUUGUAAGUUCAUGUUCUCAAAUUUUAAGCUUGGACAUUGAAAUUUUACCUAUUUGUUUGUUUUCUGUGCUUAGCUUUUUAUCUUUUCCUUUUCUAAGUGGGGAGGAUUGGCUGUGCACAUAA
Messenger RNA from Ricinus communis (castor bean), 343 nucleotides. Its product is annotated as nuclear-pore anchor-like. Gene Ontology annotation, molecular function: structural constituent of nuclear pore. Gene Ontology annotation, biological process: mRNA export from nucleus. Lineage: Eukaryota; Viridiplantae; Streptophyta; Magnoliopsida; Malpighiales; Euphorbiaceae. Gene Ontology annotation, cellular component: nuclear pore. The record is from RefSeq and is a predicted model, not a curated record. The transcript has 2 exons. Bases 44 to 343 code for a protein of 99 amino acids.